AUGACUUCCGCUUCUUCCGAGACAGUUCCUUCCCUUACUUAUAAAACAACCGCGUCUUGCCAUUUGAAACCUCGGGUUAGCCUCAAAACAUCAAUAACUCAUCCCAUUAACGUUAGUUGGAUAGUUCCCGAAGAAUUGAUUUCUGGACUUUCUAUGGAACCUUUACCAGAGACAAUUGACCUCUUUGAUAUUUAUACCAAUGAUUCUCUUUAUCAAUAUUAUUAUUAUGAACCGGCUGAAAGACUUGUUCAAAAUCCACAGCACUCUAGACCAACUAACUAUGGAAACCUUGCACUAAGUUCGUGUCCAGGUAAAAAAGUAAGGCUAAACGGUCCUGUAAGAGGAAGAGCAUCAAUUGAUCGAGAUUUAGAUUUAGAUUUUCAAAGAUUGAAAUCGUUAGACAUAUCUGUCAUUAUUUGCUGUCUUACUGACGAAGAAUUAGCAUUCUUGGGAGCGUCAUGGCCAAAAUACUGUGAAUUUGCUCAGAGGCAUGAUUUGCAAAUAAUUAGGAUACCAAUGAUUGAAGGAGGUUGCCCCGAAUCAAUAGAUCAAAUGGAUCAAGUUAUAAUACAGAUUGAACAUCAUAUAAAGCAAGGUCGAAAUAUUUUGGCACAUUGUCGUGGUGCAGAUUUUGUGCAUUCUCAAACUUUUCAUGAUUUUUUACCAUUUAGACAAGUGGAUUUCAUUAUGCAAUACGCAAAUUAUAUUCAUUGGCAGUUCCAACAAUCAAGUACCAAUCAUAUAACACAUCAAGCACAUUAA
Diversispora eburnea is the source of this 762-nucleotide messenger RNA. NCBI's taxonomy places the organism in Eukaryota, Fungi, Glomeromycota, Glomeromycetes, Diversisporales, Diversisporaceae. The record is from the annotation of a GenBank genome assembly.